Syngnathus typhle (broad-nosed pipefish) is the source of this 2614-nucleotide messenger RNA. It is a transcript of the gene nubpl, whose product is annotated as nucleotide binding protein-like. Gene Ontology annotation, molecular function: 4 iron, 4 sulfur cluster binding; ATP-dependent FeS chaperone activity; ATP binding. Gene Ontology annotation, cellular component: mitochondrion. The record is from RefSeq and is a predicted model, not a curated record. NCBI's taxonomy places the organism in Eukaryota, Metazoa, Chordata, Actinopteri, Syngnathiformes, Syngnathidae. The coding region runs from base 185 to 1225 and encodes 346 amino acids. The transcript has 10 exons. Gene Ontology annotation, biological process: mitochondrial respiratory chain complex I assembly; iron-sulfur cluster assembly.
GGAAGGAAAAGUAGUGCUAGCAUGAGUGCAAGUCGUCAAAUUGGAGCAGAAAAAAAUGAGGAAAAAUAUAAUUAAAUAAUCGUAAGUAUCGAUAUUUUAGCUAGGGAGAUCGAUACUCAAAAAUGAGCCACCUGGAUCGAUAUGUCGAUAUCUUGGUAUCGAUCCGCCCAUCCCUAGCUCAAACAUGGCGCACUUCACUUACGGCAGACUUUUGUCUUUCAUGAGCACACACGCCAACAAAUCGUUGGUUGUACGAGCUGCACCAGAAAAAAAAGCCGCGUUCGCCUGCUAUUUACACUUGAUACGCUGGCACAGGUCGGCAGAUGCUGAGGCCUUGGUGGAGCGUCGGAAGCGGCAGAUGGCUCGGGGCCUCCCCGAGCGGAAGGCCAUCGCCGGGGUCCGCCGGGUGCUCCUGGUGGCUUCCGGGAAAGGCGGCGUGGGAAAGUCCACUACUGCGGGUACAGCGCAUCACAUCUCAGCCGUGCCAGCCUUUGUACAACCACUCUCUCCUUCUUCCGCAGUCAACCUGGCGCUGGCAUUGAUGGCCAACCAGCCGUCCAAGUCGGUGGGUCUGCUGGACGCCGACGUCUAUGGGCCGUCUGUUCCCAAGAUGAUGAACCUGAAGGGAAACCCGCAGCUCACUGACAACAAUCGCAUGCUCCCGCUGACCAACUACGGUGUUCCUUGCAUGUCGAUGGGAUUCCUGGUGGAUGAGGAUGCCCCCAUCGUGUGGAGGGGCCUCAUGGUCAUGUCGGCUCUAGACAAGCUGCUCAGACAGGUGGAGUGGGGCUCUCUGGACUAUCUGGUGAUUGACAUGCCUCCUGGGACAGGUGACGUACAGCUGACCAUCACGCAGAGCAUCCCCAUAGCAGGUGCUGUGAUUGUGUCGACGCCGCAAGACGUGGCCCUGCUGGAUGCCCGCAGAGGAGCCCAGAUGUUUCGCAAAGUCGACGUGCCGGUUCUGGGCCUGGUACAGAACAUGAGCACAUUUGAGUGCCCUAGGUGCCACCAGCGGACAGCCAUCUUUGGCUCGGACGGCGCCCGGCAGCUGGCCGACUCGCUGGGAGUCGCUUUAUUAGGUGACAUUCCUCUACAUGUCCACAUCCGACAGACGGCCGACAGAGGGGAGCCUGUCGUCGUGUCCUUGCCUGGCAGCCCCGAGGCGCUGUCCUACUUGAAGCUGGCGAGCGCUGUCGUUCAGAGGCUGGAGGAGAUCGCCGCUUGACGACAGACAACCAUCCCACUAUUUUGGUUUCAUCUCCACAGGUCCAAAUAUUGCUGCGGCCUUUCACCUGUGACAAUGCUGAGCCAUUGCGAGCGUUUUUCUUGUUGCUGGCCACUGCCUAAAGCAAUUGCCAAAGCCUUUUUUGAGGGUUUUUGAUUUAAAACGGCGACGUGAAUGCCCCUUAUUGUGUCGUACUUAAAAAUUUUUUUUUUAAAAAAGCCCAUAUCUUGUUAACCCUUUUCCUUGUGGCGUGGGCACACACUGUGAAUGACGGGUGGCUUUCAAAUGGCCCAAUUGCUCUAUCUGCACGCUUGCUCCAAAACAAUUUAAAAGAAGUUCCCUUCUUCCAAACCACCUGAGAAGAUUGACAUAAAGGUAAAGAUCCAAUGAUUGUCACACACACACCUGGGGAGCAGUGAGCAGCGGUAUUGCGCUCGGGAAUCCUUUGGUGAUCGAACCCCCCAAUUCCAACCCUUGAUGCUGAGUGCCAAGCAGGGAGGCAAUGGGUCCCAUUUUUAUAGUCUUUGGUAUGACCCAGCCGGGGUUUGAACCCACAACCUUCUAUUACUUCACAGGUUCAUGAAGGCGGAAGUACAAGCCGAAACAUGUCAGGUAAUGCAACCUAAAAUACUAUCCACGGGGGUCGUGGGCGGGCUGGAGCCUAUCCCAACUGUCAUCGGGCAGCAGGCGGGGGACACCCUGAACUGGUUGGCAGCCAAUCGCAGGGCACACAGAGACGAACAACCAUCCGCACUCGCACUCACACCUAGGGCCAAUUUGGAGUGCUCAAUUGGCCUACCAAGGAUGUUUUUGGGAAUGUGGGAGGAAACUGGAGUGCCUGGAGAAAACCCACACGGACACAGGGACAACAUGGAAACUCCACACAGGGAGGGCCGGAGGUGGAAUCAAACCUAAAAUACUAUGUUUGAGAUAAAAGAACCAGUGAAGUAAUUGAAAAGUGAAAACAAAAUGAACUUAAUACAACCACAACCUUCCAGUCUCAGGGCAGACACUCUACCACUAGCCCACUGAGCUGUAGUAUCAGUAUCAACAUGACAACAUUUUUAUGUGACGCGACACUUGAGUAUUGGUAAUACAAACAAACUAAAACAUCACUCGUUACUGGUCUGCUUUUGUUGAGAGUGUAAUUUGUUGUUUGUUUUUUGGAAUGCCGCCUGAAACAUUGGUUCACAUGCUCUAUCUAGUAAGUUAACAUGUUUUGUUGAGAUGUUUUAUUAUUGAUCAUAUUGACUCUGACUUCACUCUAGGUUGGCAAAAAAGCACUUUGGUUCAUACAAAAUUUAUAUACACAAAAUAUUUAAUUUUUGAAAUGUAAACCAGACAGUACAUUUUAUUUGACAUUCCAUAUCAAAUAAAAUGUGGCUUUUU